AGCAAAAGACAAUAGGAACUUUGGAGCAGGAGAGGCUGUAGUUCCUGCUAUUUUUUUUAUCAAAGUGCUGGAAAAUCUCAUUUGUGAGGCUCAAAAUUUCAAAAAAAAAAAAUUUUCAACCCAAGGAGCCCAUUUCUGCCCACCCUCAUUUUUCCAGAUUUUGGUGAUUGUUAGCCCCCAACAAAAAAAUUAUGCCCCACGAGGGUGUACAAAUCGCCAUUUUCAUACUUUAUAGUGGAUCAGGUCCCACUCAAAAAUUGYAUGUUUUGUUCACGUUCUCAAUCCUAUUCCAUUGUUCUUUUUACUAUUAUUUACUAUUUCUGUCCAAUUCAUAUUCAAUCUAUUUUUCCCAGUCAAACAUUCCGGCAAAUCCCAGCCCCAGUUUAUCCCUUCGGGACUCUGAUCCGAGAUUUCCACUUCCUUUACGUCAUAUCCGGUUCAUACCAUGUUUUGCUCAAGUGUUUGGUCUUCCUGUGUUAAUCCAGCGGUCAAAAGGGAAGUUCAAAAUUCAAAAUGGCGGAAGGAAAGAAGAAUUUUCUUCAGUUCGUCCCCUUGUCUAGCGCUGUAGAUGCCGUAUUUUGGCAUAAACUAAAAGACAACAAGCUAAAUGUCUACCAGCUUGAUGAUAAGCCAAAGGCUUUGCAGGGAUAUUAUGUUAACAGUGAUUUACCAGGAUUACCAUGUCGGCUUAGUAUAGAUUACAAUGCUUUUAAAAUUGGAAGUAUUCCACAAAGAACCUUCCCAGCACAGGGCGAAUUGAUAAACAAAAAUACCAUGGAAGAUUUUAGAUCUUUAGACAAAGUAAAAACAAUAGAAGAAACAGGGAAAAAGAUAUUUGAAUCCAUAACAUCUAAGAGAGUAUUGGAAGACCAAUCACUUUUAUGUCAGUUUUUACUAUUAACCUUUGCAGAUUUGAAGAAAUAUGUUUUUUACUAUUGGUUUGCUUUCCCUGCAUUGUGCUCUGAAAACAAGUCAGAGGUUAUUGGCGAGCCUCAGWCUCUAGACCAAGUGUUCAAUGAAUCACAGAUUACAAGUCUUCAGAGUUCAUGUGAUGCACUGRAUUCUGAUGGAAAGGGCCCUGGCUUCUUCCUUAUCAAAGUGUCUGACAACACAGUAGAAUUAUCUUCUUUGAAAGAAAUUGACCAAUUUAUAGAGACUGAACAACAGUUGAUGGUGGGCUUUUCAGAUCCAUCAACGAUGCCUUCCAAUCCAGGAUGGCAGUUAAGGAACUUUCUCUAUUUUUUGGCUUACCACUGGGGAGACAAACUAACUACAGUAAAAAUACUCUGCUUUCGCGAUCGUUUUCGUGGUGGAAAGAGAGAAAUAAACCACAGUAUUGUGAUCCAUGUCAGUGUUCCUGCAUUAAACAAUAAAGAGUUUCCAAAGUGUAUUGGUUGGGARAAGAACAAAAACCAGAAACUUGGUCCUCGUUUAGUUGAUCUUAGUGCAACUAUGGACCCAGAGAAGUUGGCUGAGUCAUCUGUUGAUCUGAACCUCAAACUAAUGCGCUGGAGACUUUUACCAUCUCURGACCUGGACGUCAUCUCACAGACAAAAUGUCUGUUACUUGGUGCAGGAACUUUGGGUUGCAAUGUCGCUCGUUGUUUACUAGGAUGGGGAGUACGAAAUAUCACCCUGGUUGACAAUGGUCGUAUUUCCUACUCAAAUCCUGUACGUCAAACCUUGUUUGAGUUUGAAGACUGUAAGGGAAGCGGGAAACCUAAAGCAGAGACAGCAGCAAACGCWUUACGCAAGAUAUUCCCCGGUGUUAAUGCCUGUGGUGAGAUGUUCUCAAUCCCAAUGCCUGGUCAUGCCAUUGGUUCGUCUAAAGAGGCUCAAGAUGCUGUUCAGAGAGACGUACAGCGGCUAGAAGCAUUGAUAGAUGCGCACGAUGUGGUGUAUCUUUUGAUGGACACGAGAGAAAGUCGAUGGCUCCCUACUCUGAUAGCAGCGGCUAAAGAAAAAUUGGUGAUGACUUCAGCGUUGGGUUUUGAUACGUUCCUUGUCAUGAGACAUGGUGCAAGAAAGGUCGGUCAACAACCAAUUGAUAUUAGUAGCUCUGGUCUUGGUGCUAUACCCGGGGCAUAUCUUGGCUGUUACUUCUGCAACGAUGUGGUUGCGCCAGGAAACUCAACACGUGACCGCACCCUCGAUCAGCAGUGUACCGUGAGCCGCCCAGGCAUGUCGUUCAUCGCAAGUGCGCUGGCCGUUGAACUUAUGGUAUCGGUGUUACAACAUCCAAACAAAGGUCAAGCUAYYGCYAAUACCAGUGCUAAAGACAGCCAUCUUACAGCUGACUUUGAAACACCUCUCGGUUUGGUUCCUCAUCAGAUCCGAGGAUUCCURUCUCGCUACAGUACAGUUCUGCCAGCAAGUCUUGCAUUUGAUAAAUGUAUCGCAUGCUCUGAUGUGGUUAUUUCAUCCUACAUGAACGAAGGAUUUUCGUUUCUGCUAAAGGCUUUUAAUUUACCAAAGUACUUAGAAGACUUAACGGGACUUACAAAACUYAUGAACGACACUCGAGUUGAGGAGGUUUGGGAAAUGAGCGAUGAUGAAUCGUUAGAGGAAUAGGGACUAGUCACCAGACUGCUAUAGCGAACGUAAAUACAAUAUAAUGAUAUUAUAGUAUUUUUUUCAGAAAAUUUUAUAACUUGCGUUAUAAGUAAGUUUAAGCAGGAAGCAACGAAAAAAACAAAUAUAGUCAAGUGCAUGGCAUUAGACGUUAACAUAAGCACAUUCGCAAGCAUAAGACCGUGCAUAAGACCUGGAAAAAUUAGUGCUAAAGCGUUUUUUAAUCAAUAUGAUUCAAGAUGGAAACUUUUGCUCUUAUCCAGUCACGUUACGCCAUUUCCUGACAAUUUAAGACGUCUUCCAUUGUACAUAAU
Molecule: messenger RNA, 2885 nt
Organism: Exaiptasia diaphana
Lineage: Eukaryota; Metazoa; Cnidaria; Anthozoa; Actiniaria; Aiptasiidae
Product: ubiquitin-like modifier-activating enzyme ATG7
Exons: 19
Coding region: 514-2571 (685 amino acids)
Biological process (GO): C-terminal protein lipidation; autophagosome assembly; cellular response to nitrogen starvation
Cellular component (GO): cytoplasm; phagophore assembly site
Molecular function (GO): Atg8 activating enzyme activity; Atg12 activating enzyme activity
Source: RefSeq, a predicted model, not a curated record